AUGGGAUGUGUGUCAUCAAGAAUACCAGUUAUUAUUGGAGAAGGAUAUCAUUUGAAAGUGAAGAAGACUGUAGCAGUUGGCGGAUCAGCAAAGAUAAUGGAAGUGGAUCCAGGAGGAAACAAAGAAUCAAUGAUAGUCAAGAAAAUGGUUGCAUUCUCGAAGAGAGAAGAAGAAAGAAUUAAUCAAGAAAUUGAUCUAUACAAGAAACUUGCAAAUAAUGAAUUCGUCAUUGAUUUAGUUGCCCAUAUUGUAGAUGAUAUCAAUCAUUAUUUACUCUUUAAACGGUAUCCAACGAACUUCUCAGAGUAUCUAGAAACUGAAAAAACGAGAGACACAAUCAAUGAACUUCAGCAUCUUAAAUAUUUUUUUGGAAUCGUCUCAGCAAUAGAAGAACUUCAUAGUUUCGAGUUUGCACAUUUGGAUAUCAAACCAGCAAAUAUAAUGAAAUCUGGAGAAGAAAUCAAAAUGAUUGAUUUCGGUUCAGCCACAAAGUAG
Molecule: messenger RNA, 495 nt
Organism: Caenorhabditis remanei
Lineage: Eukaryota; Metazoa; Nematoda; Chromadorea; Rhabditida; Rhabditidae
Exons: 4
Coding region: 1-495 (164 amino acids)
Biological process (GO): protein phosphorylation
Cellular component (GO): Golgi apparatus; cytoplasm
Molecular function (GO): ATP binding; protein serine/threonine kinase activity
Source: RefSeq, a predicted model, not a curated record